UCGCGUGCGUGCACGCGCGCGCGCGCGCGCGCGCGUACGCCGUCAGUUUCAUUCGUUCCCCGAUCCAUGCCAGCACCUGCGAUGACUCGUUCGUUCACUCGCGUCAUCUCUGACCUAUCUUACUGAGUCGUCACGGAUCGUGUGGUCGUGAACAGGAGCGCACAUGGCAUUGCGCGAUUUCCGUUUGGACAGUACCGAGGUCGAGGAGUGAACGAGUGCGCGCGUGAGACAGCGGCUUCGCGACAUAGAGAGGAGGUGCGUCCAGAGAUCCGCGCGCUGCGGAUGCAAUGGCGCCGAAAAAUAAAGAAAAUAGCGGCAACAAGCGGAAGAAGCAGAUGGAAGACGAGGGCGACGAGGACUAUCGAAAGCGAAGGGAUCGAAACAAUCAGUCGUUAUUUUCAUAUUCCACAGGCUGUAAAGCGAUCUAGGGUAAAGAGCAAAUUACGCACGCUACAUACCUUAGAGCGAGUUAAUCAGCUGAAGGUAGAGAAUGAAUUACUGGAGGAGAAGAUCAAAAUGCUUACCAAGGAGUUAGGCUUCCUCAAAGACCUGUUUGUGGCACAUUCAGGUUCCAAUCAACAUUCUAUGAAUAUUCAAGAUAUAGAUCUAAAUGCUCUGCUAGAGGACAAACCUGACGAGGAACCAACGAAAACGAUCACAAAGUCAUAGACGAGCACAAGCGCCACGUUAAGCAAUCAACGUGGGUAUUGAUAGACCUGAGGAGAUACUCUUGUUCGUUUAACCGAAACAACAAAUGGACAUCUUGGAAAGAUGUCCGUUUUUAAUUCUUUAUACAAAAGUCGAGACACGAGAUGCAGUUUCCUGAACACAAGAGAGCUUUCAGAGUUGCAACAUUGUUGGUGAGAAUUAGAUUAUCAGAUAAAUUUAUAUUUUCAAUGACGAGCGACGGGAGCAAGAAGAUGAAACGCAGCAAAGCCAUCCAGAUUAGCAAUAAUAUAGAAUCAAGUGCAAAGGAUAAGUAGUAUCGGAUAAAUUUUAAUUGUUGACAUUUAUUAAAGUACUUGUUUUAAGGAAGAUAUUUAUAUAUAUGUAAACGUUAAAUAUGAAAUUAUGAUUUGGAUGCAAUCAAGAUAAAAUUUUUAUAUUGUUUUUCGACAUGUAAUCUGUACAUAAAUUAUUGUUGCAUGCAUGUGCAUGCACACACACACACACACACACACACACACACACACACACACACAUUCUUUGCAUUUUGAAAAAAAGAGUUCUUCAAUGUGGAUUGUCGGCUAUAUUUUGAUUGAUUGAAUCAAGAGUAAAGGGCACACAUACAUAUUUCUACGAUCUAAUAUUGAUUUAUCAAUAGAACAUAAUACACUGUUGCGUGUAAAUAUACUCGUCUGUAGUAAGAUAGAGGCAUAAAUAUAAUUUUAAGAUAUAUGCAACAACAAGCUUUAUAUCGAUAUAAUUGUAUUGUAAAUGACACAAAAGAUAUGUAAACACUAUUUUGAAGUUUGAAAUAAAGAACGCAUACGAAUGACA
Messenger RNA from Harpegnathos saltator (Jerdon's jumping ant), 1500 nucleotides. It is a transcript of the gene Irbp18, whose product is annotated as Inverted repeat binding protein 18 kDa. NCBI's taxonomy places the organism in Eukaryota, Metazoa, Arthropoda, Insecta, Hymenoptera, Formicidae. The transcript is spliced from 4 exons. Gene Ontology annotation, biological process: DNA-templated transcription; regulation of transcription by RNA polymerase II. Gene Ontology annotation, molecular function: DNA-binding transcription factor activity, RNA polymerase II-specific; RNA polymerase II cis-regulatory region sequence-specific DNA binding. The record is from RefSeq and is a predicted model, not a curated record. Bases 283 to 669 code for a protein of 128 amino acids.